Prorocentrum cordatum is the source of this 2574-nucleotide messenger RNA. The record is from the annotation of a GenBank genome assembly. NCBI's taxonomy places the organism in Eukaryota, Dinophyceae, Prorocentrales, Prorocentraceae.
AUGAUGAUGAGCCUCAACAGCGCGCUCCGUUCGCCGAUCGUCAGGAGCUUCGUGCCGUUCGCGGUCGUCGUCUCCGCCGCCACGGUCCUUGACCUCGUGGCAUCAGCGAGCCCAGGAGCAGCAGGGAGUGACGCCGUUGGCGAAGACGAGACCUUCUUGCUCCAAACGUUCACGGGCGAGGCUUCUGCGCCCAGCUCCUUCUUCGCCAAGGGCUCCGCAGGCCUCUGGGAGGCCUCUGCGAUCGCCGUGCUCCUCCCCAUAUUCGAGCUGAUCUCGCGCUCGGGCGGCGGAGCGAGGUCCAACAAGAAGUCCGCGGCGCUUCCCCAGCCUCGCAGCAGGCGCUCCAUUUCCAGGACGUCCGUGACGUCGAGCAGGGCGGAUGCCUCACCGAAGGAGCGCGCAUCCCCGGCGGACUUCUGCACCGCGGAGGACGAGCUCGACCCGUCGCCCGCGUGCGGCCAGUCCAGUCGGCUGCACGCCGCACUGAGGGCAGGUGACCUCGCGGGGGCGGAGGCCAUCGCCCGGCAGGCGAGAGCGGCAGGGCAGCAGAUGUCGGUCGUCAUGCACGGCGCGCUGAUCAACGCCUACGCCAAGGCCAGCGACGCCGUGGGCGCCGAGCGGUGGCUGACGAACCUCACUAACUCUGGGCAGGGAAGGCCGAACACCAUCUGCGUCAACAUCGUCAUCAGCGCGUGCGCGAAAGCUGGUGACAUCGCCAGCGCCGAGAAGUGGCUCACGAGGAUGCCCGAGCUCGGAUUGGAUCCCGACCAGAUGAGCUAUAACGCAGUGAUCGACGCCUGCGCGCGUAUUGGCGACGCCGAUCGGGCGGAACGGUGGCUCAACGAGAUGUCGCAGUCAGGAGCCGAGCCGAACGUCAUCAGCUACAGCUCCGUCGUGAACGCGUGCGCCAAGGCUGGCGACAUGAGCCGGGCGGAGUCGUGGCUGAAGCGGAUGGAGCAGAACGGCGUCUCUCCUAAUGUGAUCUGUUUCAACGCGGUCAUCCAUGCUUGCGCCAAGGCCGGCGAUUGCGAACGGGCAGAUUGGUGGAUCGACCGCAUGUUGGCGCAGGGAGUGCAGCCUACGGUGAACACCUACACGUCGGUCAUGGACUCCCUUGCCAAGAGCGGCAACAUCGAGGCAACGGAGAGGUGGCUCGUGCGCAUGCUCCAGGAGGGCGUCGAGGCUGACGUGGUGUGCUACAACAUGCUGCUCGGCGCCUGCAACCGGUGCGGCGACACCCAGCGCGCCCACGUGUGGUUCAAGAAGAUGCGCGAGCGUGGCGUCCAGCCCAACACUGUCUGCUUCAAUUUGCUGAUCAACGUCUACGCCCGCAACGGCGACAUCGAAGGUGCCGUGGAUUGCUUAAAGCAGAUGAAGGAGUGCAGCACUCCUCCCAACUCCGUGAGCUUCAACACCGUCAUCAAGGCCUGCACGCGUAAUGCCGACACGGCUGCUGCGGCCCAUUGGUUUGAGGAGAUGCAGAGAGCGGGCGUCCAGCCGGACUUGUUCACCUACAACGCGCUUAUCGCGACGGGUGCCCGCGCGAAGGACCCUUUGUGUGCCGAGCGAUGGUUGGUCCUCAUGAUGGAAAAUGGCAUCGAGGCGGAUGCGGUGAGCUACACGACCUGCAUAGACGCCUGUGCGCGCGGAAGCCAUGCUGCGUGGGGCGAGAAGUGGCUCGUGACGAUGGAAGAGGCUGGCUUCAAGCCGGGCGUCAAGAUCUACGGAAUCUUGAUGCACGCCGCGGCCAAGGAGAGUGAUUGUUGCCGGGUGGAGCGUUUGAUGCAGAGGAUGCGUUCUGCCGGCUUAGAGGCCAGCGGCUCCAUGUACAACGCGAUGAUAAGCGCUUGCGCCAAGCGUGGAGAGGUCGAGCGCGCAGAGAAGUGGUUAAGCCACAUGAUCAACACUGGCGUGUCGGUAGAUGCGGUCACGUACUCGACAGUGAUUCACGCAUGCGCCAAGUCCAGCGAUCUCGCUCGCGCCGAGCAUUGGAUGGAGCGCAUGCGCACAGCCGGUGUUGAGAGCAACAGUGUUACCUUCAAUUCUCUCAUCAACGUCUGUGCUCGCGCCGGCGACGCGGACCGCGCCGAGGAGUGGCUGACGAAGAUGCAGAAUGCAGGUCUGAGUCCAGGGGUGCUCACCUACAAUUCGGUGAUCAAUGCAUGCGCCAAGGCCGGAGACGCCGCUCGCGCGGAGUCCUGGCUCACGCGCAUGGAGGCGAAAGGCGCGCAGCCGGACAGCGUGAGUUACAGCACCGUCAUCCACGCCUACGUGAAGUCUUCCAACGAGAAGAGGGCGGAGCACUGGCUCGCACAGAUGCACGAGGUGCGCCUGACACCAAGCGCCACCUGCUACGAGUGGGUCAUCCAGGCGUGCACGCAGGCUGGCAACCUGGCCAGCGCCGAGCGCUGGAUGACGGCGGCGCUGAAGACAGCCGAGGUGAGCGCCCCCACCGUCAACAGGUUCAUCAACAGGUGCCUGCAGGGUAACGACCCCGUCAGGGCGGCACGCUGGACCAGGGAGAUGGAGCGCCGUGGCCUCGCCCCGUCGCCCCCUCGACCCUCCCGAGCCUGA